AUGAAGAUGGUCAUCGUUCUCGCCGUGUGCCUGGCUCUGUCAGCUGCCAGCGCCUCUGCGCUGCAGAUGCCCUCAGCGGGGCUGCAGGGCUUCAGCCCCCUGAUGACGAUGAUGGGCGCCGGCGGGCUGUACCCCUGCGCCGAGUACCUGAGGCAGCCGCAGUGCAGCCAGGUGGCUGCGCCCUUCUACGCCCUUCGUGAGCAGACGAUGUGGCAGCCGAGCGCCAUCUGCCAGCCGCUCCGGCAGCAGUGCUGCCAGCAGCUGAGGAUGAUGGACAUGCAGUCACGGUGCCAGGCCAUGUGCGGCGUGGUGCAGUCCGUCGUGCAGCAGCUGCAGAUGAUGAUGCAGCUCCAGGGCACCGCCGCCGCCAGCAGCCUGUACCAGCCGGCUCUGAUGCAGCAAUGGCAGCAGCUGCUGCCAGCGGCCCAGGCCCUGACCCCCAUGGCCAUGGUGGUGGCGCAGGUUGCGCAGAACAUGCCGCUGCCGGCCAUGUGUGGACUCUACCAGCUGCCCAACUACUGCACCACCCCCUGUGCCCCCUCCGCUGCCAUUCCGCCCUACUAUUAUUGA
Miscanthus lutarioriparius is the source of this 570-nucleotide messenger RNA. Lineage: Eukaryota; Viridiplantae; Streptophyta; Magnoliopsida; Poales; Poaceae. The record is from the annotation of a GenBank genome assembly.